AGAACGAGAACGUCAGCAAUGAAGGCAACACGAAGGAAACAAUGAUAAUCAUAUGCAUUCCAAUCUGCAUUUUGGGAUUAGUUGGAAAUGGAAUGGUCAUUUUGUUUCUUCGCUAUAUGAUCAAGAAGAAUAAGUUCAAUGUGUAUGUCAUGAAUAUGGCUAUGGCUGAUUUUGUUGUUGUUCUCUAUCUAUUGAGUUAUUUUGCAUUAUUUGUAGAACCAGCUCCUAUCAAUGAACACACUUCACGUUUUCUAGAGAUAACAUAUAUUCUUGGACGCAACUCUAGUUUCUAUAUAUUAACAGCUCUCUGUGCUGAAAGGUAUCUGUCACUUUUUUCCCCUGUCUGGUGUCAACAUCACAGACCAGAGAACUUCUCAGCUAUUGUGUCUGCCAUUCUGUGGGCCUUCUCGUGCGUAAUAUCUUUUGUAGAAGAAUUUACAUGCUAUCCAAGAUUCUAUGCACUUAUGUAUGAAGACACUUUCCCUUGUGAUAUUGCAAAAACAAUUGAAGCUAUCACCGACUUCCUGAUUUUUGUGCCCAUCAUGGUCUUUUGUACUGUGGCCAUUUUUAUCAAAAAGCAGGAGAAAACACAAACAAUGCUCGACAAGACGAUUGCAGCGACAGUUAUUCUGUUUCUAAUUUUUGAUGCGUCAGCUAGACUUUUGGAAUAUAUAGACUACUGGCAUGAUGAUAUAGUAGAAAUACCAGUGUUUACAUUCUCUGUGUUAUUUGAUUCCAUAACCAGCAGCAUCAACCCUUUUUUAUAUUUUGCUAUUGGAUGGUGGAGCAGGCAAAACGCCUGGGAAGCCUUAGAGAUUUUUGUAGAGAGAGCUUUGAAUUAUGAAACAAACAUAGAACAAACAACACAAGCAGACCAAGAGGAGACUUGA
Messenger RNA from Podarcis muralis (Common wall lizard), 890 nucleotides. RefSeq names its product mas-related G-protein coupled receptor member H-like. NCBI's taxonomy places the organism in Eukaryota, Metazoa, Chordata, Lepidosauria, Squamata, Lacertidae. The record is from RefSeq and is a predicted model, not a curated record. Gene Ontology annotation, cellular component: plasma membrane. Gene Ontology annotation, molecular function: G protein-coupled receptor activity. Gene Ontology annotation, biological process: G protein-coupled receptor signaling pathway.